AUGGGGGCCAGAGCGCGACAGCGGAGGUCGCACGGGGAGAAGAGCGCCUCGCCCUUGUCCAUCAACACCGGCCGCGACACCAACGGCGACACCAACGUCGACGUCAACAGCGACAUCAACGGCGACAUCAACGGCGACAUCAACGGCAAAGUAGCCACGCCGCGCCGCAACAAGAAAAACGGCACCAUGAACGCCGGCGUCGAGAUGCGCCGCAAGGCCGCCGCCAACGAUGCCGCCUCCCUCACCUCCAACUACAUGGCCCGCGAGUCCUUCUCCCUCGACGACCCCGUACCCAAGUCGCCGGCGGCCAACGAUGCCGGCUUCUUCCAGCUGCCGCUGCAGGACCAGCGCAACUUUAUGCUCCUCGUCCUACUCUACUUUCUCCAGGGCAUCCCCAUGGGCCUCGCCAUGGGCUCCGUCCCCUUUCUACUCAAGAACCACAUGUCGUACACCGAGAUUGGCGUCUUCACGCUGGCGUCCUACCCCUACUCGCUCAAGCUUCUCUGGAGCCCGUUUGUCGACGCCGUAUGGAGCCCCCGGUUUGGCCGCCGCAAGACGUGGAUCGUCCCCAUCCAGUUCCUCUCCGGCUUUGGCAUGCUCUGGCUCGGUGGCCACGUCGAGGGCAUGUUGGCGACUACUGGUAAGCCCGGCGGCCCCACCGUCUGGUCCUUUAUGCUCUGGUGGUUCUUCCUGGUCCUCAUGUGCGCCACCCAGGACAUCGCUGUUGACGGCUGGGCUCUGACUCUGCUGAGCCCUGGCAACGUUUCGUACGCGUCGACUGCGCAGACCGUCGGCCUGACUGCCGGCCAUUUCAUGUCUUACACUGUCUUCCUCGCCCUCAACGCCUCUGACUUUGCCAACAAGUGGUUCCGAGCCGUCCCCUCGGACGACGGUCUCGUCUCGCUCGGUGGCUACCUGACGUUUUGGGGCUGGAUGUAUAUUCUUGUCACCAUCGGUCUCGGCUUUAUCAAGCGCGAGGAAAAGUCGCAAAACGAGGAGGGUGUCUGGGAGGUCUACAAGAUCAUGUGGGGCAUCCUCAAGCUCAAGAACGUGCAGACCAUCAUCAUUGUCCAUCUCAUUGCCAAGAUUGGCUUCCAGGCCAAUGACGGCGUCACCAACCUCAAGCUUCUCGACAAGGGCUUUGGCAAGGACAACAUGGCCCUGACGGUUCUGAUUGAUUUCCCCUUUGAGAUUGGCCUGGGCUACUAUGCAGGCAUGUGGUCGCAAAAAUACGGUGCCAUGAGACUCUGGGGCUGGGGCUUUGUCGGCCGUCUCGGUGCUGCCCUUUUGGCGCAGCUCACCGUGGCUAUCUUCCCCGCCGAGGGCGUCACGACCUGGUACCUUGUCACUGUCAUCCUCUCGCACAUCAUCUCGACCUUUACCAACACCAUCAUGUUUGUCGCCGUCUCAGCCUUCCACGCCAAGGUCUCGGACCCCGUCAUCGGCGGCACCUACAUGACGCUGCUCGCCACCGUCUCCAACCUGGGAGGCACAUUCCCUCGCUACUUUGUGCUGCGCCUCGUCGACGUCUUUACGGUAGCCACCUGCCACCCCGGCAAGCACACCAGCAGCGCCAAGCUCAAGGGCACGCUGGUGACGGAGGCGUUUUCCUGCGCCGUCCAGGCUGAAAAGGAGCGAUGCCAAGACGGCGGCGGCGUGUGCCAGAUGACGCGCGACGGCUACUACUGGGUCAAUGUCCUGUGCGUGAUCUUUGGCGCCGUCACCUUUUUCUGGUACAUUAAGCCCAAGGUGCGACAGCUCCAAGCCCUGCCGCUGCGGGCGUGGAGGCUGGCCCCAGGCAGGCAAUAG
Messenger RNA from Cordyceps militaris CM01, 1809 nucleotides. RefSeq names its product acetyl-coenzyme A transporter 1. The record is from RefSeq and is a predicted model, not a curated record. Gene Ontology annotation, molecular function: acetyl-CoA transmembrane transporter activity. Gene Ontology annotation, cellular component: membrane. The transcript has a single exon. NCBI's taxonomy places the organism in Eukaryota, Fungi, Ascomycota, Sordariomycetes, Hypocreales, Cordycipitaceae. Bases 1 to 1809 code for a protein of 602 amino acids.